Messenger RNA from Trichoderma breve, 882 nucleotides. RefSeq names its product AAA domain-containing protein. The transcript has 4 exons. The record is from RefSeq and is a predicted model, not a curated record. NCBI's taxonomy places the organism in Eukaryota, Fungi, Ascomycota, Sordariomycetes, Hypocreales, Hypocreaceae. The coding region runs from base 1 to 882 and encodes 293 amino acids. Gene Ontology annotation, molecular function: 5'-3' DNA helicase activity.
AUGGCCAAGGGCCUCUUCGACACCUGCCAUCGUGAGGUGUACAGCGACGUGCCCUUCCUUUACGGCUCCCAGGGCGCCCUCGUCAAUCACGCCUCUGGCGUCAACCUGGAGAAACACCUAAAAGGUAGAUUCCCCAGGUUGACCGCGGCCGCCGCAGGGACCCUCAGCGAGGUGUUUAUACACUGCGAGGGGGCCCAAACUAUCGUCGAUCCGGUCACCCACUCGAAGAAGAAUCCCGAUCAAGUCGCCAACGCCCUGGACUUCCUGACGGACAUGGUAAAAACGACCCGAAUCAGCGCCGCGGACAUCGCUAUAAUUACGCCAUAUGCCGCCAACGUGGAGCUGAUCAGCCGCCGGCGAACGAGGGCCGAGCACGAGGUCCUCUCGGCCAUACCCCCGGCCGCCACUGUCGACUCUUUCCAGGGCCAGGAGGCCGACAUCAUGAUCCAUUAUUCCGGUCUCUUUCGAGUCGGUAUCUACCAGUUUACCCCAUUCAACCCCUAUAGUCGACAAAAUGGUCUUUUCACAGCUAGAGAAGGUGUCAUUGCCUGCUGUGAGCGUAUACGACAAUGCGUUACAGCAUGCUCCGCCGCCGAGCUACAGGCAGACCCUCGCCUGCGAGAGGAACUCAAGACAGCAGAGGCAAAGGUCGGCCUUCAAGCACAGACGGAGCUUCUCCAGCUAGUUAAAUCAUCGCUCUCUGUGACAAAAGCCCUCUGGGAGACCUUUCCUGUCGGCCCGGAGGAUGCUGAUACUCAGCGCCGGUUUGAAGUUGACCGAACGGUGUCGAUUUCUCGAGCUGGGAAGUUGACUGGAGCCGAAAAUCCCAAUGGCAAGUCCCGUCUUAUAGCAGGACGGUCUCUGUACGGUAUGGGACACUAG